Camellia sinensis is the source of this 2221-nucleotide messenger RNA. Its product is annotated as protein JINGUBANG-like. Gene Ontology annotation, molecular function: protein binding. The record is from RefSeq and is a predicted model, not a curated record. NCBI's taxonomy places the organism in Eukaryota, Viridiplantae, Streptophyta, Magnoliopsida, Ericales, Theaceae.
CUUCAUUCGGUUUAUUAUACUCAUCACUGUUGGAUUUUAUGGCAUGCCCUUUUAAUGCGGUUAGAGCGCACAAUGGUCCCCUUAGCAAACCCCAUCUACAAAAUCAAAACACUAUUUUCUCUAUAAUGUCAACAUUCAUUCAAUCCUAUAUACAGCUCAGCACCUUCUCUAACCCCCUAAAACUCAUCAGCCAUGGAAGAGUUCCAUGUGAAACAAACUCUCAGGAGCUUCAUGGAUGAAGAAAGAAAGAACAUAAACUUACCCAGAAGACUCUCCUUAGGUAAUCACAAAUCUGAUUCUCGCUACACUCCAGCAAGAACAUCUUCUGCAUCCGCAACAUCAUUUCCACUAUGGCCAAUGAGCCCUGACACACCAUGGACUCUAUCCCCCGUGCGAACAUCUCCUACUGUCCCUCUUCUUUACCAUUGCUUAGUCUCACUUCAUCGCCACGAAGGUAACAUCUUCUCCAUCACGGUCUCAAAAGAUUUUAUCUUCACUGGCUCCAAAAGUAGUAGAAUCCAUGCAUGGAAGAAACCGGAUUGCACUGAAAUGGGUUAUAUCAAGGCUAAAUCUGGUGAAAUCCGAACCAUCUUGGCUUAUGAAAGAGUGCUCUUUACUACACAUGGUGACCGGAAAAUACGUGUGUGGGAUGUGUCUUUGACAGAGAAUUUCCGACCAAAGAAGAUCACAACCCUACCAAGAAGAAGUUCAUUCUUGUUGUAUCCAAGGAAGAAUGAUUAUCAACACAAGGACUACAUCUCCUGCAUAGCUUACAACAAUACAGACAAGCUAUUAUAUACGGGUUCAUGGGACAAAACAGUGAAAGCUUGGAAAGUUUCAAAAAAGGAAUGCAUCGAUUCAUUUGUGGCUCAUGAAGGUCUUGUUAAUGCAAUUGAAAUCAACCAAGAAGAUGGGUGUGUAUUUACGUGCUCCUCUGAUGGCACAGUGAAAAUAUGGAGAAGGGUUUUCGCAGAAAGCUCACAUAUUCUCACUAUGACACUGAAGUUCCAACUCUCACCAGUUAACGCCUUGGCACUGAGCUCUUCCCUAAGUGGUUGUUUUCUGUACUCAGGGUCCUCAGAUGGGCUUAUAAACUUCUGGGAGAAGGAGAAAAUGUCUGGUAGAUUCAACCAUGGUGGAUUUUUACAAGGUCAUCAUUUCUCUGUUCUUUGCUUAGUAGCCAUAGGGGACUUAGUCCUAAGUGGUUCCGAGGAUGCGACUAUAAGGGUAUGGAGGAGAGAGGAAGGGAACACAUUUCAUUCAUGUCUUGCAGUCAUGGAUGGCCAUCAUGGACCAGUGAGGUGCUUAGCAGUUUCUCUAGAAAUGGAGGAUACUGUAAUGGGGUUGCUAGUAUAUAGUGCAAGCUUGGAUCAAACCUUCAAGGUAUGGAGAGUUAAAGUUUAUCCUACAGAGAAGGCGAACCAGGAAAACUCAGUGGCAAAUAGUCAACAGUCGGAGAUUGUGGAGUGUCCAAUGAGUCCAGUAUUAUCGCCUUCCUGGGUAGAGAAGAAGUUGCAAGGCAGCUACUUUUAGGAGUAAAAGAUUAAUAAAAGAAGACUUGAAUUUAUGUUAGCUUUCAUUUGACAUAUGUAUGCCAGUGUUGUUAGGUUGACUUUAAAUGUUACAAUAUUAUGCAUAGAAGUGGAUGACUACGUUUUCAUCUAUACCAACUAAUAGCUUCAAUAUGAAUGCUUUUGUUUCUUUUCUUUUCUUUUUUUAAUUUUUUUUUAGAGAGAAUUGACAAGAGACUAGAUUUUUAGAAUAAAAGAUGAGGAAGAACAGGGAAAAAACUCUCAACAGAUUUUGCGUUGCUCCACAGUUCACCUAAGAAAGUGUCACAACUGUGAUCAAGAAGUAGAAUGAACUAGGAGUUGCAAACUUUAGUAACUGAAACUUGGAAGCCUUCAAAUGCUACCAUCAGCUCACCUCUCAACUUCACACGGAAUACAAAGGGCAAUAGAGCGAAUUAUGAGCUGUUUUCUGUUAUCCCAAGUUCCCAACAAGAGAUUAGGAAAAAGACCUCACCAGGGGCUCAGAGGAAUGAAGCCAAGGAAAGAUAUACAUAUGCGCAGCUUAAGCUGGAGAUCAAUCAUAAGAGAAAGACCAGCUCUCCCGUACAAGAUGCUGGAAAUUUGUGUUAAUGUAUAUAAUAAGAUAGUUGCAUGUAUAUAAUAUGAUAGUGGUGUUGAUGGUAGAUAGUGGCAUGUAUAGAAUAUGAUAG